Pelodiscus sinensis (Chinese soft-shelled turtle) is the source of this 2300-nucleotide messenger RNA. The record is from RefSeq and is a predicted model, not a curated record. NCBI's taxonomy places the organism in Eukaryota, Metazoa, Chordata, Testudines, Trionychidae.
GCUGAUUCAAAGACAGAAGGGAGAAAAUUUCAACCAGUUGUGGCUGACGUUCAAUGCACCAAUCAGAAAAUGCAUUACAACUGUGCUCCAGCCAAGAGAAGAACAUGAGGCUUUCCGGCAACUGCUAGCAGUCAGGAAAUUGCCCUGUCAGGAAAACUGUGGUUUCUUUAAACUGCUGUCUGCGUCCCCACUGCUAGCUAAUAUCAUAUUUCAAUUUGGACACACUUGUUGAAAAUGCAGAGUGAGAAGCAGGAUCCAGUAAAUUACUAUGUUGGGAUUGAUGUUGGAACAGCAAGUGUUCGUGCGGCUUUGAUAGACCAGUUUGGGUCGGUAGUGGCACAUGCAGAUCAGCCAAUUCAAAUGUGGGAACCUCAAACUGACCACUAUGAGCAAUCCUCUGAUGACAUCUGGGCUGCCUGUUGCACAGUCACAAAGAAAGUCGUCCGAGGAGUAGACGUUGCUUGGAUUCGAGGGCUUGGUUUUGAUGCUACAUGUUCACUUGUUGUGAUGGAUAAGCAGUUUCGGCCCUUGGCAGUUAAUUAUGAAGGGGAAUGUAAAAGAAACAUCAUUAUGUGGAUGGACCAUCGUGCAGUCAGUCAAGUGGACAGAAUCAAUGGAACUCAACAUGGUGUUUUGAGCUAUGUUGGGGGAGUGAUGUCUGUAGAAAUGCAGCCGCCUAAAUUGCUGUGGCUGAAAGAAAACUUGAGAGAGUCUUGCUGGGAAAAGGCAGGCUACUUCUUUGAUCUACCAGAUUUCUUAUCAUGGAAAGCAACAGGUGUCACUGCAAGGUCUCUCUGUCCAUUGGUGUGCAAAUGGACAUAUUCCCCAGACAAGGGCUGGGAUGAGAGUUUCUGGAAGGUGAUUGGUUUAGAAGAUUUGGUGGCAGAUAAGUAUGAAAAAAUAGGAAACCAAGUCCUGUCUCCUGGAGCUUCUGUUGGAAAAGGCCUAACGCCAGAGGCUGCAAAAGACCUCGGUCUUGUUGAAGGGACUGCAGUAGCAGCAUCUCUUAUUGACGCACAUGCUGGAGGACUAGGAGUAAUUGGAGCAGAUGUGAAAGGACAUAAUCUGCCCUGUGAAAAUCAGCCAAUUACAUCCCGACUAGCUCUGAUCUGUGGAACAUCUUCCUGUCACAUGGGGAUAAGUGAUGCUCCCAUUUUUGUACCUGGUGUUUGGGGGCCUUACUACUCAGCCAUGGUGCCUGGAUUCUGGUUGAAUGAGGGAGGCCAAAGCGCUACCGGAAAACUGAUCGAUCAUGUAGUCCGAGGUCACAUUGCUUUCCCAGAGUUACAAGCAAAAGCUGCAGCCAGUGCUCAAAAUAUAUAUACAUACUUGAACAGUCACCUGGAUCUGAUUAAGAAAUCUUUGCCUGCGGGUUUCCUCACUGUUGAUUUACACGUUUGGCCAGAUUUCCAUGGUAACCGAUCUCCUUUAGCAGAUCUGACACUGAAGGGCAUGGUUGUUGGACUGACGUUGUCUCAGGGCCUUGAUGAACUUGCUCUUAUCUAUUUGGCCACAAUUCAAGCCAUUGCUUUGGGAACAAGACAUAUUUUGGAAACUAUGGAGUCUGCAGGACAUCACAUCAGCACCCUGUUUCUCUGUGGUGGGCUGAGCAAGAACUCCCUCUUUGUGCAGAUGCAUGCUGACGUUACUGGAAAGCCCAUUGUGCUGUCCAAAGAGGUGGAGUCUGUUUUAGUUGGUGCUGCUAUUCUAGGAGCUUGUGCUUCUGGCGAUUUCGCUUCUGUACAGCCAUGUUUUAAAGGGACAGGCACCCUGCCAGUCGUUUGUGACAGGAAGUCAGCCAGAGCACACGACUCUUCCUGUCCCACAGGAUCCCAGCCCUGUCACAGGGAGGCACUUACAGGGAGACUUCUGAGGACCCACUCAGGGGCUCCAAACGCCGGGCACCGGCAUGGUCAGGGCCAGAAAUCAAGAGUCUUCUGGAGCUGUGGUCUGAGAAGGAAUCCUUGCAAGCCCUCCACUCAUGCCGCAGAAAUGUGGAAAUUUAUGGCCGCAUGACCCAGGCACUGGCCUGGAGAAGGCACCACCCCCGCACCCAGGACAAAGUGUGGGCUAAAGUUAAAGAAUUGCACCAGGAGUAUGCAAAGGCCCGAGAUGAGAGCUCCCACUCUGGGGCAGCCCCACACUACUGUCCAUGCUAUGUGGAGCUGGCACACAUUCUCGGCAGUAGGGAAGCCCAGACUCCACUGCGUCUCGUGCAGUCUGGGUUAUCAGACCCUGUCAUGGAGGAACCAGAGUGGGAGCAUGAGCAGUCCAGGGAAUCUGGAGAGCAAGACCUGGUG